GAAGAGCAGGAAACCUCUAUUUCCAGAGUCUUCAGGAAAUCUUCACUGAGCAAGGCCAGGAAAGAAACAGCUCCUUCUUGACAGCCUAGCCUUAGGUGGUGAAGGUCCUCAGAGGCUGAGGGGAGGGCAGUAGACAGUCCCUCUCUGGCUCUCCUUUACUUCUCAUAAAGGCACCCAUCAUCAAAGCUGUGUGCCUAGAAGGGAGGGACCGGGGUCCCCACUUGUCUCCCUAGGCUACAGGGUUUGGUUCGUGUUUGGAACCUUUACUGGGCUUCAUGGCAUUGUCCGGAACUGGCACACUGGUUGCUUCCCUUGUCUCCAAGAUGACAGCUUCAGCGGCCAUGGUCAAAGCUGGAGGGGCAGCGUCUAGCACCAUUCUAGCUGGCUCACAGGGGCUCAACCUGUUAUCCCAGACUGUCCUGGGCUCUGGAGCACCUGCACUUGGAUCUGCCCUGGGAGCACUGAAGACUGGCACCUUUUUCUCGGGGUGCUCUGCCUCUGUCUUGGCUCUUGGUCCCACUGGAGUCAAGGCUGCUGUUGCUCUGCUUGGGGGAGCCAUGACUGUAGCUGCUGUGCCUCCCCUGCUGAGUGCUGUGGGCUUCACUUCCUCAGGAAUUGCAGCCUCCUCUCUGGCAGCUAAGAUUAUGUCCUUGUCAGCUAUUGCUAACGGGGGCGGAGUCCCGGCUGGUGGCCUGGUGGCCAUUCUUCAGUCAGCAGGAGCUGUUGGACUCACCAUGUCAUCUAAAGUCCUUGUGGGCUCUGCAGGAUCUGCCUUUGUGGCCAGGGUGAUGGGGCAUCUGUGAGAAUUCCUGCCCCUCUUUCCCCAGAGAAGCGGACAUGGAAACAGGUGGCACAGCCCAACUUGGCCAACCCAGAGAAGAAGGGUUAGCCCUAGGGGAACAGUCUGUCAACACGGAAUGCCUAAGGGAAAUAAGAAAGAAAUAAAUAAAAACCAAGUUGUUGCCAGUUUGA
This is a messenger RNA of Psammomys obesus (fat sand rat), 972 nucleotides long. Its product is annotated as interferon alpha-inducible protein 27, mitochondrial-like. Gene Ontology annotation, biological process: apoptotic signaling pathway. The record is from RefSeq and is a predicted model, not a curated record. The transcript is spliced from 6 exons. Gene Ontology annotation, cellular component: mitochondrion; membrane. Bases 276 to 803 code for a protein of 175 amino acids. NCBI's taxonomy places the organism in Eukaryota, Metazoa, Chordata, Mammalia, Rodentia, Muridae.